Messenger RNA from Cercocebus atys (sooty mangabey), 889 nucleotides. RefSeq lists its product as uncharacterized. The transcript is spliced from 3 exons. The record is from RefSeq and is a predicted model, not a curated record. Lineage: Eukaryota; Metazoa; Chordata; Mammalia; Primates; Cercopithecidae. The coding region runs from base 1 to 858 and encodes 285 amino acids.
AUGCUGCCGCGGGAGCUGAGGUCUUGCCUGGAGAUCCGAAUGAGACACCACGUCAACCGGCGCGGGGAGUCCCGUGAAGACAUGAGGGCGCCAGGAGCGCAGGCUGGUCUUCUAGAGCCGGGGCUGGGGGGCCGGGAGCCGGGGUGGGGGAGGGGAGGUGCAGGGCCCCCGGGAGGGAGGGGUCGGGAGGCGUCGGCUGGGCCGGGCUGUGGGGGAGGAGAGGCGAGCAGCAAGGAGGCGCUGGAGUUCCCGAGGCGGGGGUCCGGGGUGCGAGUGGGCUACGCGAGGCGCCCCUCCCUGGGCUGCAGGGAGAGCGCUGAGAGCGUGGAGACGCCGCGGGGCUUGCGCCUUCUCCUCCGGGUGGAUCAAAAAUCGGCAGGAAUGUGCGCCGCUCUGCGCGGGCCAGCCGAAGGGGGCAAUCCGAACUUGACCGCGGCGCCCGCGCCGGGCUUCGCCCCCGCGCGCCGCACUGGGAGGGAGGCGCUUUGCCGGUGCAGCGCCGCGCCGGGCUUUCCUCGCGCCUGUCGAAGGCCGGCCUUCCCGCUCGGUUGUCUCGUCCUCUCGCUUCUCCGCAGGGCAGGAGGCAGCGGCGAGAAAAGGAGCUGCCGGGCAGCUGGAGUUCUAGCACCGAGAAGGAGAGAUGCGGAGCGGCCGGCCACGUGUCUCCGAAAAGCCUUCCGGAAAGGCCACCCAGCCAGGCCUCACGAAAACUGGAUUGAAGUUCAGGAACUGGAAGGUCAUUCAGGAUACAGCCCUGUGACUGGGUUAUCUCGCUGCCCCCUCAGCAGCAGGCAUCUGCCGAUUCCUACUAACAGGCUUAGCCGCCAAGAUGAGGACAUUGAGGAUCAGGGAUGUUGAAAUACUUGCCCAAGGAUGCACAAGUGGAAUG